AUGGCCGUGAAUAGUCCGAGCGGUUACCCCCCGCUCUCCCCAAAACCCCUCACACCAAAGAGUCCACGCCAUUUCAUUUUCCCCCAGAAGAGUCCUUCGAUAACCUCCAGCACGUCUUCCUCGGGGUAUUACACACCUCAAUCUGGCUGCAGUUAUGAUAAGCACGCGCCCCCAAAGAGUCCACUAGCCCACGGGCACAGAAGUCCCAUGAGCCCGCGACACUUCAACUUCAAUCCUCAGAAAUCGCCGUCAGAACGCUCCAGUCCAUGCCACUUCGACAGAUCGGGCCUACAUUAUACCACAUCCCUCAAGCACCAUCGGCGUGAAAAGUCACGAUCGCCGAAACCACCUCCCGUGCACAUCCACACGAACCCAGGGUAUGUGUCCCCGAAUCGUAUGAGGAAACUAUACGGCUCGACUUCCACAGUUAGUUCGCCGCGCUUGGUGACUUCGCCCAGCAUUAUAUCCAGCCACACUGAUGACUCGACUGACGUGGCCAGGACUCCGUCAGCCACAAUGCAUGACGCUGAUGAUGAAGCGACUACGACGUCAUCGCGAGUCUGUCGCAAAUCGACGUCAGACCUCACAGACAUAACAGACGAUACACCUCAGACGAGGUCGACCAGCAUUAGUAGACCAUGCUCACCGAUGAGGAGGGGGUCAGUGAAAGGGGGGCUUGCGUAUCUGGCUAGCAGGAGAGGUUCUAGAGAAUCCACAAUAUCAAACUGCGAUUCCGUGGAGGAUAUUGGGCCGCUGAACUUUCAAAAUACAAUCCGGGGGCGUCAGAGGCGGACGUCGAAUUUCUUGGAGUUACCCGUGGUUGAACAUUCGCGGCCUCGUGUUUGCUCACUCCCGGAGAAGCCGUACAACCCCCGGAUCUCUGAUGACCUCUAUCGGCUGCGGACAUUCUCGAUCACCACCAAGGGGGGUGUCGUUAAUUGUGGCGACUCUAUUUGCAAUCGGCGGAGCCGGUCGAAUACUUCUGUCAAUUCCACUAAUAGCAGGGCUUCAGACAGAUCACCUUUCGAUGGUUCCUGCUGUUCUGGUUACAGACCGGUCGAUUCUGGAAGUCUGACCACGCCCGAUGAAGAUGAUUUAGAUCCGAUUCCAAAAUACCGCGUGGUGCUGUUAGGUGACGCAGGUGUUGGCAAGACAGCGCUGGUGUCUCAGUUUAUGACGUCAGAAUACAUGAAUACUUACGACGCUAGCUUAGAUGACGAAUUUGGCGAGAAGUCCGUUUCGGUGCUGUUAGAUGGUGAAGAAUCAGAGCUUAUAUUCAUUGAUCACCCGAGCACGGAGAUGUCGGUGGAAAACUGCUUAUCAACCUAUGAGCCUCACGCUUGCGUUGUGGUAUACUCUGUGGUAGCCAAGAGUUCUUUUACCAGAGCUGCUGAACUUCUAGCAUAUCUCGCUAGAGAACAAUUCACGUGUGACAGAACCGUGGUUUUGGUGGGAAACAAAGCAGAUCUCGCGCGGGCUAGACAAGUCACAACUAAUGAGGGCAAGGCCCUAGCGACAUCGCGUGAUUGCAAAUUUAUAGAAACGUCUUCUGGUAUUCAACAUAACGUUGAUGAGUUACUCGUCGGAAUUUUGAAGCAGAUUCGUCUCAAAGAAAGCAGAGAAAAGAAACAGGCUAAGAAACUUGGGAAGCAGGAGGCGAAACCAUCGAAACUCGCCAGCUCCCGAACCCACAUCUCUCUCAGCAUUGCAAGGGAACUCCUCCAAAAGAUAUGUAUUAACGAUAUCUCGAAAUCUAAGUCUUGCGAAAACCUUCACGUCUUGUAA
Molecule: messenger RNA, 1785 nt
Organism: Leptosia nina
Lineage: Eukaryota; Metazoa; Arthropoda; Insecta; Lepidoptera; Pieridae
Source: the annotation of a GenBank genome assembly